Molecule: messenger RNA, 1194 nt
Organism: Ruditapes philippinarum (Manila clam)
Lineage: Eukaryota; Metazoa; Mollusca; Bivalvia; Venerida; Veneridae
Exons: 1
Coding region: 1-1194 (397 amino acids)
Biological process (GO): DNA integration
Molecular function (GO): nucleic acid binding
Source: RefSeq, a predicted model, not a curated record
AUGAGCCCUGAGUAUCCUUUCCAGUGCAUCUGUGCUGAUUACUUUACUUACAAAGGUAACCAUUACCUGGUGGUAGUGGACCGCUACUCAAACUGGCCCAUCGUAGAGCAGUCAGCCGUUGGAGCUCAAGGACUGUUAACUUGCCUCAGACGCAUCUUUGUUACAUACGGGAUACCUGAUGAACUUGCAUCUGACGGGGGACCAGAAUUCACAGCUACAGCUACAAGGCAGUUCUUAAGUGACUGGGGUGUGCAUCAUAGAUUAUCCUCAGUAGCCUUCCCUCACAGCAACUGCAGAGCAGAGAUUGGAGUCAAGACAGUCAAACGCCUUCUAAUGGACAAUACUAGCUCUUCUGGCGACAUUGAUACCGACUCUUUCCAGCGAGCCAUGCUACAAUAUAGAAAUACACCAGACAGAGACACGAAGCUCUCCCCAGCUGUAUGCAUAUUUGGUCGACCAAUCAGAGAUUUCAUCCCAAUUCCACCUGGGAAAUACAAGCCUCACUCAACAUGGCAAAACACAUCCCUUGCCCGUGAAGAGGCAUUGCGCAACAGACAUAUGCAAUGUGCAGAACGACUGUCGGAACAUACGCAAAGACUACCUCCUCUUUCUGUUGGAGACCACGUUCGGAUGCAGAACCAAAUUUGCUCAUUCCCUCGCAAGUGGGAUAAGACACGAGUAGUAAUUGAGGUGCGCCAGUUUGACCAGUACGUUGUGCGCAUUGAUGGUUCUAGACGUGUCACUCUGAGGAACAGGAAAUUUCUUCGCAAAUAUGUUCCAGUUCAGUUGCCGCCAAAGCGGCUUAGCAUAGACACUGACACUACGCUACAUCAACCAUCGUUUUCUGUUUCCCCUACUGUUACUACGGACACAACAGUGAAGCCUGGAUUAACAACUCCAACGAAAACAGUCACAGUGCCAGAACAAUCACCCGGGCCUGCAUGCCCGCCUGCCAUGGAAGCCUCACACGAGACACCUACUUGCACCCAGGUACAAAGCCCAUGUCGUCAGCUCGCAUACUCUGAACCAAGAACUCAAGAUGCCAUCUCACUGCCAGAUGUUGCCACAGGCCCACCUUGUGCUAAAGCAACCGUUGUUCCAUCGCCAACAGUUGAGUCUACUUCCACACCGCCACGACGGUCCAGCCGCAUAAGACAUGCCCCAGAAUGGCAAAAAGACUUUGUUUGUGAAUAA